This is a messenger RNA of Nerophis lumbriciformis (worm pipefish), 828 nucleotides long. Lineage: Eukaryota; Metazoa; Chordata; Actinopteri; Syngnathiformes; Syngnathidae. The record is from RefSeq and is a predicted model, not a curated record.
AUGGCUGUGGCAAACUUCCACUACAUUACUCGCAUGAGCAGCGGAUUCAAGGUGUAUAUUCUAGAGGGUCAGCCUCAUCUGAGGAGUGAAGACAGAUUCAGACACAUGACAAAUGAACGGACUCGAACUCCGACAGUGUAUCCCAAACGCAAGCGCAGCCAUGAAAGAUGUCUCACUCUUGAGGAAAGACGUGAGCGGGUACUGAACAGAAGUAAUGGUAAAGCUGCUCAGAGACCACCAAUUGUACCAGCACCCGUGUUGUUUAAUAGCCCUCAAAGUCCCACUUCCACCUGGAGCCCAGCACCCAGUCCAACCAGCCCUUUGCCCUCCCAUGUGUAUUAUACUCCAGUCAUGGAAGAACCUCUUGCCCUCAUCAAGAAACCGAGAAAGGAAUCAGAGAGUACAGAGGACAAGACUAAAAACACUGGUACAAGUCAGAUUCAGAUGCGUCCCUCUGUGAUCACUUGUGUCUCUUCGUUAAGAAAACCCACCGUGACCUCCGAUGUCUACCAGAGUCAGUCAUCAGUCAUCUCCAACGACAACUAUGACCAUGUGGUUGAGGAGCAUUUCCAAAGGAGUCUCGGAGUGAAUUACCAGAAAAAUCACUCCCAGCAGCUCUCCAUCAGCGUGUCGGUCGAUGACCACUUCGCCAAGGCGUUGGGAGAUAAGUGGCUUCAGAUUAAGUCCAAGUCUUCCUCCUGUUCAUCUACACCACCUAGCAGUCCAAGCAUUACACACUCACCAGCAUACGCGCAAAGCCCGCAUCCAGUAAUGAAAGAAUCUGCAAGCAAAUCGUCACCAGCAUCCAACCAUUGGUCUGUAAAUUAA